AUGUCGAAUAGAAGAAAGUGGUUGGGAGGAAAUUGGAAAUGCAAUGGAUCUAAGCAAUCCAUAUCCGAUCUUUUAGCACACUUUAAUAAUCUUAAAAGUAAACAUAACAAUCUAGAUGUCGUGCUAUUUCCGCCUUCUCUGUAUGUAGAACAUACUAGAAAUGUGUUGAAGACCGGUGUUUUUGAGCUUGGUGUACAGAAUGUUUCACAGUCAAAGUCUGGAGCCUUUACCGGAGAGUUGAGCUUACCUAUGUUUAGUGAUUUCGGCCUAAAAUGGUCACUUGUUGGUCACUCUGAACGUAGACAACUCUUUAACGAGGAUAACUUUGACGUGCGUGCAAAAGUUAAGAUGCUCCAAGACAACGGUGUAAAUGCAGUCGUUUGUUUCGGUGAAACAUUGUCCGAACGCGAACAAGGCCAAACAGUAAAUGUCCUAAAGAGACAACUCAACGCCUUUGUAAAGGAUGUUAAGGACUGGGACAAAGUAGUACUGGCCUAUGAACCUGUUUGGGCUAUCGGCACUGGUAAAGUUGCCACUGUUGAACAAGUUAACCAAGCACACAAGUUUGUGAGAGAACAUGUCAGGGGAUUAGCUGGAGCUGUCGCCGACAAGGUCAGAGUAGUUUAUGGCGGAUCAGUCAACGAGAAAAACUGUCAUGAACUUGCAAAGUGCAACGAUGUUGACGGAUUUCUAGUUGGAGGAACUUCACUUAAGAAGGAAUUUUUAGAUGUGUUAAAAUCGCUAGAACAAUAA
Molecule: messenger RNA, 753 nt
Organism: Theileria parva strain Muguga
Lineage: Eukaryota; Apicomplexa; Aconoidasida; Piroplasmida; Theileriidae
Gene: TPI
Product: Triosephosphate isomerase
Exons: 3
Coding region: 1-753 (250 amino acids)
Biological process (GO): glyceraldehyde-3-phosphate biosynthetic process; gluconeogenesis; glycerol catabolic process
Cellular component (GO): cytosol
Molecular function (GO): triose-phosphate isomerase activity
Source: RefSeq, a predicted model, not a curated record